This is a messenger RNA of Porites evermanni, 1055 nucleotides long. NCBI's taxonomy places the organism in Eukaryota, Metazoa, Cnidaria, Anthozoa, Scleractinia, Poritidae. The record is from the annotation of a GenBank genome assembly.
ACUGGAGGCGAUUCAUGGAGGGUGUACAUUAGACGAGGCCCAGCAUCCCUUGCGCCCAUGGUAACAGACAAUGAUGAUGGAACAUAUGAGGUCAUGUUCCUUGCGCUGGAGCCUGGGAACUACUCAGCCCAGGUAUUCCUUGACUACACGCUCUGUGAUGGUUUCAGAGACCCACCGGAGGAUUGGUUUAUCAGAGGUAACUUAGUGGUGAAUCAUACAAAAAAUUAGGCAACAAUUGAUUAAUGCCAGGUACAUUUAGCUGCAUGUGCUUGGACCGUUGAAGAUGCGCAGAACGAUGCUCAGAUAGGGAUUACAAAACACUCCGGGUUGAUGAGUUUGCCCUAGCUGCUAGCUUGAAGGUUUAACGAUUUAAAAGGCGUCAAGGUCGAAAAUGGACUAAUCAGUUUUUUUUUUCUGCUAUGACGUCAAAAUUACGUUAUGCCGCAGUUUUUCAAAUGCUGAAUGGCGCUAUCUACUGGACCAAUCACCAUCCAGCGGAUAAGUAUUAGGGAAAAAAUUGCGCUAUCCAGUGGAUAGAGAUUUAUCCACCCGAAAGCGUUGUCCUUUUUUUAACAACUGGGGGCCUGGACUACAGGAAGGCCUUACGGUACGGAAAAACGGGCAACAAAAAACGUGCAACUUGUUUUGCAUCAUUGCUGCAGAACUGGCUGAAUAGCGAUGUUGCGCAUUUUACCACCCGCAUAAAACCUGUUAACAACCUGAUUUGUUGCCAGACAGACAAACACAGUUAUCAUCAAAUUAUGUAUCGUCAUUUAUAAGUCAUUUACUGAAAUACAGCUUAGUAAAGGUAAGGGUUUUCCCAUUUACAUUAUCAGAUUAUAUUCAUUGUUUGGGUUGAGACGCGCCAAAAUAAUGCCAAAAAAAGUAACUCAGUUAUUAUAAUAAAUUCACUUUGUUGUUAUUUUGUAGGUAAUAUUCAUGGCUAUGAGCAAGAGCAUGGUAUCCUUGGAGAUAUCAGUAUCGAUUACAUUAACUCGCCUUUGCAAAGUGGAAAAUCUGUAAAUAUUUAUAUCAAGGAAUCAAACAAAACAAAC